Solea solea (common sole) is the source of this 4012-nucleotide messenger RNA. Its product is annotated as high affinity choline transporter 1-like. Gene Ontology annotation, cellular component: plasma membrane. Bases 283 to 1947 code for a protein of 554 amino acids. The transcript is spliced from 9 exons. The record is from RefSeq and is a predicted model, not a curated record. Gene Ontology annotation, biological process: acetylcholine biosynthetic process; transmembrane transport; choline transport. Lineage: Eukaryota; Metazoa; Chordata; Actinopteri; Pleuronectiformes; Soleidae. Gene Ontology annotation, molecular function: choline:sodium symporter activity.
GAGUGAGGCUUAAUCCGGACAGUUCCGUCCAUCCUCGUGCUCCACAGAUCUCACGUGCGCGUCCAGUAUGAAAGUGUGACGCGUCUUUACUGCUCAGCUGUUUGUUUCAGAGGCUUUUUUCCUGUUUCUGGAGACCCUGACCUCCACGCCCACCUCGCGUUUGCUGCGGCUGACCGCGGGCUGAAGUCAUCACCUGUCUCUCCUCAUCACAGCAUCAUUAAGGACGCGCACGCGCGCACGCACGCACGCACACGCAGCGGAAACACACAGCUGUAGUUGAAGAUGGCUCUGAAUGUGCCUGGUCUGGUGGUGAUGGCCGUGUUCUACCUGUUGAUCCUGGGCACGGGCAUUUGGGCGUCCAUGCGCUCAAAGAAGGCGGAGAAGAAUUGCAUGGGAAAUGGCAUGGAGAUCACGCUGCUGGCCGGACGCAACAUCAACCUGCUCGUUGGCAUCUUUACUCUCACCGCUACAUGGGUGGGUGGAGGCUUCAUCCUUGGUAUUGCUGAAGCAACAUACAACCCAACGCUGGGCGCAGUCUGGGCCCUCAUGCCUGUGCCUUAUGUACUGACCUUCUUCUUAGGUGGCUUCUUCUUUGCCAAGCCCAUGAGAGAGAACAAGUACGUGACAAUGAUGGACCCGUUCCAGCAGAAGUAUGGGAAUGUGAUGAGCAGCGCCCUGAUCCUUCCCGCUCUGGUGGCAGACGUCCUGUGGGUGGCGCGCACACUCGUCAGCCUGGGUGGAACUAUGAGUGUGAUUCUGGAUCUGCCCUACAUCUACUCCAUCCUCAUCUCCUCAGUGGUGGCCAUCAUCUACACACUGCUGGGCGGCCUCUACUCUGUGGCCUACACUGAUGUCAUCCAGCUCAUCCUCAUCUUUGUCAGCCUGUGGGUGUGCGUUCCUUUCCUGAUGACCAACCCUCACUCUUUGGACAUCUCACUGACGGCCUACAACUUCACCUACCAGGCUCCAUGGGUCGGCACGGUGGAGCUGGACGAGGCGGGAAAAUGGUUUGAUGACUUCAUGCUGCUGGCUCUGGGAGGUUUGGCCUACCAGGCGUUCUACCAAAGAAUCCUCUCGUCCUCAUCUUACAGCCAGGCUCAAGUGACUUGCUUUGCCUCCGCUGCCUUCUGCCUAGUGCUGGGUAUCCCCUCAAUUCUGGUGGGGGCCGUGGCUGCAUCUACAGACUGGAACUCAACCAGCUAUGGAUUACCCACUCCCUAUGAGAGGAACCAGACGGGUUCCAUCCUCCCCAUCGCCCUGCACUACCUCACACCCAUGUACGUGUCCGUCAUCGGCAUCGGAGCCGUCGCUGCCGCCGUCAUGUCGUCCAUGGACUCGGCUCUUCUGUCCUCUGCCUCCUUGCUCUCCUCAAAUAUAUAUAAGAACAUCCUCAGGAAGCAGGCGUCAGACCGGGAGAUGCAGUGGGUGAUCCGUGUCUCAGUGGUGUUGGUCGGCGUGGCUGGCACUGGUCUUACCUUCCUGGACAACAGCGUCCUGGUCUUCUGGCUCGUGGGCGUGGACAUGUCCUACACCAUCAUGUUCCCUCAGCUCGUCUGCAUCCUCUUCUUCAAGGUCUCUAAUGGUUAUGGCGCCGUCGUGGGCUACAUGAUGGGAAUAACCCUGAGGAUCCUCAGUGGCGAGCCCCUCAUUGGUCUGCCACCUGUCAUCAAAUUCCCGGGCUGCCGCCUAGACGAGGAAGGAAAGAUGACCCAGUACUUCCCCUUCCGCACCACCAUCAUGGUCGCGUCGCUCGUAUCCAUCCUGCUCGUCUCCUGGUUGUCUUCCAUGGUUUUCAACAAGGGUCUGCUGCCGGAGAAGUGGGACGUGUUUAUGAUCAAGCACAAGCAGAAAUCGGUGGUCAACGGCUUGGACAACAACAGCAAGGCCAACUCUGGAGACGGAGACGCCUCCACAUCCAAGCAGCUUCUGGACACCACCAGCUGCUAAGAGGAGAGAAGAGGGAGCGCUUAAAUGAGAACGCCACCCAAUCAUGGAGGACGAGCGGCUCCUUCACUGAAGAAAAUGACCUGCAUCCCAAAAGAAUCGCUCCACGAUUUGCCGUGAAGAAAAUGUUUGUGGGGAAUAAUCUUUGAACUUUUCUUUCAUACGAGAGUGAUUGGGAUUAAUGCGUCCUGUUGGAAAACAGCGAUGCAAGCCAUCCACUCAUGGUUUUCUAAAAGAAUCAUUUAUCAGUGCUGCUGUUCGAUUAUACCUCGCUCUUCUCUUUCCGUGUUUUACAAAUCAGUCACAACCAAACACAACGUUCCACAACGUUUUCACCAAAAAUCUUUGCACUUCAUUUGAAAGUGAUUUGAUUUCUUCCCUUUCUGCUAAAAACAGCUUUGCAAUGUUUUUUUUAUUUUUAUUUUUUUAAUCAAGGAAAGAUGAAUCAUGUUGUGUGAACACAUCCAAUAUGUAAAAAAUGACGGUCCAGGUUUUUACCUCUUGCUACCAAAUCUUGUCAAAGACACAUUUGUUUGUUUGUUUUAAAUCACACAGACUUUUACAGGUUUCUUUCAGGGGGAUUUUCCAUUAUCAGCCAACAGUGAUAAGCACACUCACACUCAGUGUUGGUCCUUUUGUUUUAGCUUCUGUUCACGAAACUUUCUUUUAUAGUUUGUACAUCGUCUGAUACAUAAGACUAAACUCGAUAUGAAGUGAAAUAUAUUCAAAAUAAAUUGGUUCUCUUCACAUACAGGAGAGUUUUGUCUGCACAGGAUGUCCCCAAACGGUCCAAGUGUCCUUACUAUGUGUGUACCAAACGUUGUAUGGUACACACAUAGUGUAUAUGCUCAUGUACACAUAGAGUGUGCAGUAAUGUGUCCGGGUUCAUGUGGUGGGUUAGGUUUAGUGGCACUUGUUUAAAGAAGGUUCACGUCUACAUUUGUCCAUCUUCAGCUUUGAGAAGCAUUAAUUGCACAUUAGGGCAGAUGUUUGUUGAGUUGUGUUAUUUUCUCUCUAACAUGUUGUCUAACAUGUUAGUGGACAAACAGACAGACGAGCAUCUGGCUUCACCCGCACUGACCUGUGAAGGUCGUCUUCAGGAGUGAGCGACAGGCAACUGGACUUUGUGUUGUAUAUUGUAUAGUUUUGUUAUACAUUUGUAUGCAAAGCUAUAAUGGGAUCAUUGUUUCCUCUAAGGUGGCAAAAGGGUCUGAAUUCAAGUUUCUUUAUCAAGUACAAAUAUUUCUCCCUUUUUUUACACAGUGUGGUUUAUUGUAGACGUGCAGAGAGAUGUUGACUCAUGUCAGAACGCUUCCUCUAAAAUACAGUUGCCCUUUAAUGUCACUGAAAACUCUCCACUGUCAUCAGGGUGCAUCCCUCAAGGAACAGUGAUGGUAAAGUUCUCAGAACCUAAAACUAUGACGCAGAUUUUAUUCAUGUCAUUUUCCAAAGACCAAUCAGAGAGAACAAACUGUGUCAGAAUAUGAAGCAUGCAGAACACAAGGCAUGCAUGACUUUUCAAUAUGUGUGAUUGUAUAUUAUACUCUUGAACUGUACAGUCUGAUCAUGAUUUUUGUAUUCACACAUUAUUUUUGUUUGAAAUCAGUGUUGAUUGAUAUGCAUUGAGUAGGAGAAACACACACAAGCUCUUUUGAUUGAACACUAGUGUCAAACAGGGUCAUGUGACCUGAUUUGAUGGAAGAAGAGCUGCCAACUAUCGUCAGCACGACGUCAAUAACAAACUUAAUAAAGGCAAUAAAUGGCAAUUCCUUAAUAGUGGAGCAGAACUAUAUUAUCAUGUGUGCCUUUUAUUACUUUUUUAUUUUUUAAUGUCAGUCAGCGGAGGAUUAUGAAAGUAUUGGGCAGUUUUAUAAUAUAAUGUGAGUCGGGAGUUUUACAUUGUAUUAUCCUCAAAUAUGUAUUUGAUUUUAUACUCUUAUGCAUGUUGAUUGUCUUUACCAGUGUAGUUUGUAUACUGAGCUUUGGUGAAGGCUGUUUUCUCUUGCUGCUUUGUAAUCAAUGAAUCCCCAUGGGGUGAUGUUCUGUCCAAAUAAAAGCUGAAAUCAAA